CUUCACUCACUUUUUCUCCCUUAAGUCGGACCUCAUCUCCCUGUACGAGAUUUCUCUCACUUCAUUCACCUGGUAGCCUCCCUUUGGCAGAGUAGAGUUGUCUAGGCUCUCAAUCCAUUCUUCUCUCUCUAAAAAUCCUCAAGUUUUUCUCUCUCUAAAACACCGAUGCCAAAAAAACGAGCCAUGAUCUCUACACUCUCGUCUUCAAUGGACUUGGACGGAAAACUUAGACCUCUUGUUGUCCUUAUUUUCUUCCUCGUUUCAAUGCCUUCUGCUCGACAUGUCGAAAGCUCAGAUGGCGAAAAGACCGAUUUCGAGGCCCUCCUGGUGUUCAAGAAGGCUGUCGAGAGCGACAAAAAGGGAAUUUUGCACGGGUGGGUACCCAACAAAGGCCAAUGCAACUGGUAUGGAGUUUCUUGCACUUCACAGAGAGUAACAAAACUUGACCUGAGCCAAGCUGAACUUUCUGGUUCUCUUCCUUUAACCACCUUAGCUUCAAUGGACUCCCUAAUUGUCCUUAAUCUCUCUUUCAAUUCCUUCUUUCUUAAUGCCUCUUCUCUCGUUCAAUUGCCACCAAGUUUGCAGUACCUUGAUUUUUCUUUCAAUGGAAUCUUUGGCUCUGUUCCUGAGGGCCUGUUCUUUAAUAACCCGAACCUCAUCUCCCUGCAACUCCCUCAUAACAACCUCACUGGAUUCUUGCCUGAGAAUCUCUUGGCUAAGGGAAUUUCCGACAAUCUUCAGUUUCUCGACCUCUCUUACAACAAUAUCUCAGGGCCCAUUUGGUCAGAGAACUCUUGUAAUGCCCUUUUGUAUCUUGACUUGUCGAAAAACAACCUUUCAGGUGAGAUUCCAUCGAGUUUAUCAGAUUGUUAUAACCUCAACACCUUGAAUCUCUCCUUUAAUGGAUUAUCCGGGGGAAUCCCUGUCUCCUUCAAGGGGUUCACGAAACUGCAGAGUCUUGAUCUCUCUCAAAACCAUUUGAAUGGGAUCAUACCCCAACAGCUCGCCAAUAGCUGUGAAACUCUACAGCAAUUGAGGCUCUCUUCUAACAAUAUCUCUGGCUCGUUUCCUCUUUCAUUUUCUCCGUGCUCUUCUCUGAAACUCCUUGAUCUCUCCAACAAUAACAUAUCCGGACCUUUUGAUGACUCCAUUGCUGGAAACUUGCAAGCCUUAGAGACCCUUCUCAUGAGCAAUAACUUCGUUUCAGGUGAAAUUCCAGCCUCCAUUUCCAACUGCAAUAACCUCAAAGUUAUGGACUUCAGCUCCAAUAAGCUUUCUGGCCAUAUCCCUGAAAACCUUUGCCCUGGUCUUGCUUUGUUAGAGGAGCUCGGGUUGCCGGAUAAUUUACUUUCUGGUGAAAUUCCACCGAGUCUUGCUCAAUGUCCUAAUCUUAAAACCAUUGAUCUCAGUAUCAACUAUCUUAAUGGGACCAUACCUCCUGAAUUUGGUGGCCUCAAAAAUUUGGAGCACUUUAUGGCUUGGUUUAAUGGCCUCUCUGGUCCACUCCCAAAAGAGCUAGGCCAUUGCAGCAAUCUAAAGACCUUGAUUUUGAACAACAAUCUCCUCUCUGGCCAAAUGCCGCCUGAAAUUUUCAAUUCUAGCGAUUUGGAGUGGAUUUCGCUCACUAGUAAUGGAAUUUCAGGCCAAAUAUCUCGGGAAUUUGGGCAACUAAAAAGGCUUGCAAUUCUCCAACUCGCUAACAAUAGCUUUAGUGGGGUUAUUCCUAAAGAGCUUGGAAAUUGCAGUAGCUUGGUUUGGCUUGAUCUUAAUAGCAACCAGCUCUCAGGCGAGAUUCCGGCCUAUCUUGGCCGGAAACCAAAUGAAAAGCCAUUAAGUGGUAUUCUUUCUGGUAAUACAUUGGCCUUUGUUAGAAAUGUUGGGAAUUCAUGCAAAGGAGUUGGUGGUUUGCUUGAGUUUGCAGGAAUUAGGCCUGAGAGGCUUUUGCAGGUGCCGACUUUGAAAACCUGUGAUUUUACAAGGCUUUAUUCUGGAGCUGCUUUAAAUGAUUGGACCCAUUACCAAAGCCUGGAGUACCUUGAUCUCUCUUAUAACAAUCUCAAUGGAAGUAUACCUGAGGAAUUCGGCUCCAUGAUUGUUCUACAAGUUCUUGGGCUCUCACACAACAAAAUCACAGGUGAAAUUCCUUCAAGUCUUGGAAAAUUGAGGUAUCUUGGGAUUUUUGAUGCAUCUCAUAACCAUUUACAGGGGAGUAUACCAGAGAGUUUCUCUAAUCUCACAUUCUUGGUUCAAAUUGAUCUCUCUGAUAAUGCACUAACAGGGCCGAUACCAUCAAGGGGUCAAUUGAGCACUCUGCCUGCCUCGCAAUACAGAGACAAUCCAGGCCUUUGUGGGGUGCCAUUGGCUCCUUGUCAAAGUGAUAACCCUAGUUUAAAUGGCUCUGGUAAUUACUCAGCAGAAGUUCCUGUCAAGCCCAGGCCAGCUACUUGGGCUAAUACUAUGGUUUUGGGGAUACUUGUUUCAAUGGCUACGACCUGUGUUUUGAUUGUUUGGGCUGUUACUGUAAGGGGAAGGAGGAGAGCUGCAGCUGCUGCAAAGGCAGCCAUGAUCAAUAGCUUGCAAGCGUCUUAUGCAACGACAUGGAAGAUUGGAAAAGAGAAGGAGCCUCUCAGUAUAAAUGUGGCCACUUUUCAAAGGCCACUGAGAAAGCUCACAUUUUCUCAGCUUAUCGAGGCCACUAAUGGGUUCUGUGCAGGGAGUUUGAUAGGGUCUGGUGGUUUUGGUGAAGUGUUCAAGGCCACAUUAAAGGAUGGAUCGAGCGUUGCCAUUAAGAAGCUCAUUCGUUUGAGUUGUCAAGGCGAUCGAGAAUUCAUGGCGGAGAUGGAAACCUUGGGCAAAAUCAAGCACAGGAACUUGGUUCCACUCUUGGGUUACUGCAAAAUUGGAGAAGAAAGGCUUCUGGUUUAUGAAUACAUGGAAUUUGGCAGCCUUGAGGAAAUGCUCCAUAGCGAUAGGAACAAGCUUUUCGGAGAUAAAGCCAGUACUUCUGGAGAAAAGAAGGAGAUUCCAGGAAAUGAAAAGAUGGGUUUUCAUGGGGAUAAGAAGGAGAAUUCAGGAAAUGAAAAGAUGGGCUUUCAUGGAGAAAACAAGGAGAAUGCAGGAAACGGUUUUUCCAUCGAAAAGCCAACUGUUACAGGUGGGUUUUUGAGGUGGGAGCUGAGAAAGAAGAUAGCAAAAGGAGCAGCAAAGGGACUGGCUUUCCUACACCAUAACUGCAUUCCCCAUAUAAUACACAGGGACAUGAAAUCAAGCAAUGUUCUCUUAGAUUCAUUCAUGGAAGCUAGGGUUUCCGAUUUUGGCAUGGCUCGUAUGAUAAGUUGCCUUGAUACACAUUUAAGUGUGAGCACUCUAGCUGGAACUCCAGGUUAUGUUCCCCCUGAGUACUACCAAAGUUUCAGGUGCACAGCCAAAGGAGAUGUGUACUCCUUUGGAGUGGUCAUGCUUGAAAUUUUGACAGGUAAGAGGCCCACUGAUAAAGAGGAGUUUGGUGAGACCAACUUGGUGGGUUGGGUCAAGGCACACGUACGACAAGGCAGGGGAAUGGAGGUAAUUGAUGUGAAUUUGAAAGGCAAUUAUGGGGAAAAUGAGGUCGAAAAGAUGCGCAGGUAUCUGGAUAUUUCUAUGAGGUGCGUAGAGGAUUUGCCAUCAAGGAGGCCUAAUAUGUUGGAGGUGGUGUCUUUGUUGAGGGAGAUAGAGGGAGUUCCACAACUGGGUGAGGAGGAGGAGAAGGGGGAUUCUAGGGUUUAGAUCUACUAGUGUUGAUUUUAUUGUUAUUAUUAAUGUUGUUAAUAUUAUUGUUUUCAUGGAGAUAUUGUUAGUAUAAAGUAUAUUUUGAUUUUGUGUUGGUUUACUAAUGUUAGGGUUAGG
Messenger RNA from Amborella trichopoda, 3885 nucleotides. Its product is annotated as serine/threonine-protein kinase BRI1-like 2. Gene Ontology annotation, biological process: protein phosphorylation. The record is from RefSeq and is a predicted model, not a curated record. Gene Ontology annotation, molecular function: protein kinase activity; receptor serine/threonine kinase binding; ATP binding. Lineage: Eukaryota; Viridiplantae; Streptophyta; Magnoliopsida; Amborellales; Amborellaceae.